Molecule: messenger RNA, 963 nt
Organism: Dovyalis caffra
Lineage: Eukaryota; Viridiplantae; Streptophyta; Magnoliopsida; Malpighiales; Salicaceae
Source: the annotation of a GenBank genome assembly
AUGGCCGUUUCGCUCUCUAAUCACACUCUCUUAGCUCCUCCUCGCCUCUCUGCUUCUUUCUCUUCAAAACCCUCCAAAACCCUAGAAUUCAAAACCCCAUUACCCCUUCAACCUCUCCACCGCAGACCCCUCCGUCUCUGCAAACCCAUCAAUGCCUUCCUUCUCUCCAAUCCCUCUCCAAUCCCAAUUAACAACAAGAACAGCAUUAAAAGGCGUUCUUUGAAGGUUUAUCUCUUACCUCAAGACUCUGCUCCUACUCCUACUACAAAUGGGAAGGAGGAGAAUAAUUCGAACGAGGAAAAUGGGAAACGAGGACCCAGUUUGAAGAACCUUAUGAAAAUUUACAGGCAGGCUAUUUUUUACGGCGACGAGAAGACUAUAUUGGAUAUUGAGGCUAAGAUAGGCACAAUAGAAAAGGAGAAUGAUGAAUUAGUCCAGAAAGUUUCAUCUUUAUCGGCUGAGAUAACCUCUGGGAAGGAGAAAUAUAUUCGCUUGCAAGCAGAUUUUGAUAACUUUAGGAGAAGGUCGGAGAAAGAAAGGCUUAACAUUAGGAGUGAUGCUCAGGGAGAAGUGAUUGAGAGCCUUCUGCCCAUGGUGGACAGUUUUGAGAGAGCGAAGCAACAAAUACAACCAGAAUCAGAAAAAGAAAAGAAGAUUGAUACAAGUUACCAGGGUAUAUACAAACAAUUUGUGGAGAUUAUGAGGAGCUUGCAGGUGGCUGUUGUGCCAACGGUUGGAAAGCCUUUUGAUCCUUCGCUGCAUGAGGCCAUUGCACGUGAAGAGUCUCAAGAGUACAAAGAGGGCAUUAUAAUUCAAGAAUUCAGGCGUGGAUUUCUCCUUGGAAAUCGGCUAAUAAGACCCGCUAUGGUUACAGUUUCUUCUGGACUUGGUAGUAAGAAAGCUUCAGUGGGUGCCGAGAAACGUGCUGAGCAACCUGCAACAGCUGCUGGAAUGGAUCAAUGA